AUGAUUAUCGCACCAUUCGUACUGUUUAUACCUUUAAUAUUGUGCGAAAAUGAAGAUAAUGUAACAUUGCCGCAAGAUGAGUUUAAGUGUUCCCUGCCAGAUGUGAAGAGUUUAGAUUCAAAUUUGGAUGUAACAAGGUUUAGGUCUGACUUCUCAAAAAUAUCUGAGAUUAAAUGUAUUGAUGGCAACUGGGUAGGCCCACUAUGUUCUAGUACUCCAGAUGGCAGAUUUCAACCUAUAUUACGAGAAUGUUUGUAUCGGAACGAUUCACCAUUGUUGGCAAUAUCUUUUAAGAAUUCGCUAUUGAUCGUGGUUCCCGAGGAAGGCGGAGAAGAGACGCACUACAGACUAACGUUGACGGACGUCGGUGCGACACAGCGACCAUACACCAUUCACAUCGCAGGGCGGACACACCAACACCGUGAUCAUUACAGUGUUGUUAGUCAAUGGUCAGCCUUGCCACCGACAUGCGAGGAAACACUCUGCUCUACGCUAAAGACGUUAGGCCCCCACCUCAGCGUGGUUGAGUAUAACUCUUCCUUCGGUGGCCGGGCUGUGUUCCAGUGUGCAUGGGGAUAUCGACUUAUUGGACCUCCGGGACUAGAGUGUGAAAUGGACGGCACGUGGUCUGGGGAAGUGCCACAUUGCAUACAGCCUUCCAUCAAAGACGGCAAGUACUCAGUGGGAGAUCUCAUGAUAUACACCUGUAAAGAUGGAUAUGAGAUCGUUGGAGAGUCAUCCAUAGUGUGCACAGAAAAUGGUUUUUGGUCGCAUCCGCCACCAUUCUGCCUACCGCCUUCCAAGAUACGUAAAGCAGACACAAUAUUCGUUGAGAAUACAACGUUGAUUCACAUUGAAGAGUAA
This is a messenger RNA of Arctia plantaginis, 864 nucleotides long. Lineage: Eukaryota; Metazoa; Arthropoda; Insecta; Lepidoptera; Erebidae. The record is from the annotation of a GenBank genome assembly.